AUGUGUGACAUUUAUCCCCCGCCCGUCUCCCCACCGUGUCUCACCCUCGCAGCCCCGCCCGUCUCCCCCGUGUCUCACCCUCACAGCCCGCCCGUCUCCCCCGUGUCUCACCCUCGCAGCCCCCGCCCGUCUCCCCCGUGUCUCACCCACCGCAGCCCCGCCCGUCUCCCCCGUGUCUCACCCUCACAGCCCCGCCCGUCUCCCCGUGUCUCACCCUCACAGCCCCGCCUGGUCUCCCCCCCGUGUCUCACCCUCACAGCCCCGCCUGUCUCCCCCGUGUCUCACCCUCACAGCCCGCCCGUCUCCCCCGUGUCUCACCCUCACAGCCCCGCCCGUCUCCCCGUGUCUCACCCUCGCAGCCCCGCCCGUCUCCCCCGUGUCUCACCCUCACAGCCCCCCGCCCGUCUCCCCCGUGUCUCACCCUCACAGCCCCGCCCGACGUGUCCCCCGUGCAGCCCUCCCCCGUGUCCUCCACCCUCACAGCCCCGCCCCCGUCUCCCCGUGUCUCACCCUUGCAGCCCCCCGUCUCCCCCGUGUCUCAGCCCCGUGUCUCCCCCACACCUCACAGCCCCGCCCGUCUCCCCCGUGUCUCACCCUCGCAGCCCCCCGUCUCCCCCCGUGUCUCACCCUCAGCCCCGCCGUCUCCCCCGUCUCACCCUCGCAGCCCCGCCCGUCUCCCCCGUGUCUCACCCUCACAGCCCCGCCCGUCUCCCCCGUGUCUCACCCUCACAGCCCCGCCCGUCUCCCCGUGUCUCACCCUCACAGCCCCGCCUGUCUCCCCCGUGUCAUCACCCUCACAGCCCCGCCUGUCUCCCCGUGUCUCACCCUCGCAGCCCCGCCCGUCUCCCCGUGUCUCACCCUCGCAGCCCCGCCCGUCCUCUCCGUGUCUCACCCUCGCAGCCCCGCCCCGUCUCCCCCGUGUCUCACCCUCACAGCCCCGCCCGUCUCCCCCGUGUCUCACCCUCACAGCCCCGCCUGUCUCCCCCGUGUCUCACCCUCACAGCCCCGCCUGUCUCCCCGUGUCUCACCCUCACAGCCCCGCUGUCUCCCCGUGUCUCACCCUCACAGCCCGCCCGCCUCCCCGUGUCUCACCCUCGCAGCCCCCCGCCGUCUCCCCGUGUCUCACCCUUGCAGCCCCGCCCGUCUCCCCCGUGUCUCACCCUCGCAGCCCCGCCCGUCUCCCCCGUGUCUCACCCUCACAGCCCCGCCCGCCCCCCCGUCUCCCCCGUGUCUCACCCUCGCAGCCCCGCCCGUCUCCCCGUGUCUCACCCUCGCAGCCCCGCCCGUCUCCCCCGUGUCUCACCCUCGCAGCCCCGCCCGUCUCCCCCGUGUCUCACCCUCACAGCCCCGCCCGUCUCCCCCGUCUCACCCUCACAGCCCCGCCCGUCCCCCGUGUCUCACCCUCACAGCCCCGCCCGUCUCCCCCGUGUCUCACCCUCACAGCCCCGCCUGUCUCCCCCGUGUCUCACCCUCACAGCCUGCCCGUCUCCCCGUGUCUCACCCUCGCAGCCCCGCCCGUCUCCCCGUGUCUCACCCUCGCAGCCCCGCCCGUCUCCCCCGUGUCUCACCCUCGCAGCCCCGCCCGUCUCCCCCGUGUCUCACCCUCACAGCCCCGCCCGUCUCCCCGUGUCUCACCCUCACAGCCCCGCCUGUCUCCCCCGUGUCUCACCCUCACAGCCCCGCCUGUCUCCCCCGUGUCUCACCCUCACAGCCUGCCCGUCUCCCCCGUGUCUCACCCUCACAGCCCCGCCCGUCUCCCCCGUGUCUCACCCUCACAGCCCCGCCCGUCUCCCCCGUGUCUCACCCUCGCAGCCCCGCCCGUCUCCCCCGUGUCUCACCCUCGCAGCCCCGCCCGUCUCCCCCGUGUCUCACCCUCGCAGCCCCGCCCGUCUCCCCCGUGUCUCACCCUCACAGCCCCGCCCGUCUCCCCCGUGUCUCACCCUCGCAGCCCCGCCCGUCUCCCCCGUGUCUCACCCUCACAGCCCCGCCUGUCUCCCCCGUGUCUCACCCUCACAGCCCCGCCCGUCUCCCCCGUGUCUCACCCUCACAGCCCCGCCCGUCUCCCCCGUGUCUCACCCUUGCAGCCCGCCCGUCUCCCCGUGUCUCACCCUCACAGCCCCGCCCGUCUCCCCGUGUCUCACCCUCACAGCCCCGCCCGUCUCCCCCGUGUCUCACCCUCACAGCCCCGCCCGUCUCCCCCGUGUCUCACCCUCGCAGCCCCGCCCGUCUCCCCCGUGUCUCACCCUCACAGCCCCGCCCGUCUCCCUUGUGUCUCACCCUCGCAGCCCCGCCCGUCUCCCCCGUGUCUCACCCUCACAGCCCCGCCCGUCUCCCCCGUGUCUCACCCUCGCAGUCCCGCCCGUCUCCCCGUGUCUCACCCUCACAGCCCCUCCCGUCUCCCCCGUGUCUCACCCUCGCAGCCCCGCCCGUCUCCCCCGUGUCUCACCCUUGCAGCCCCGCCCGUCUCCCCCGUGUCUCACCCUCACAGCCCCGCCCGUCUCCCCGUGUCUCACCCUCGCAGCCCGCCCGUCUCCCCCGUGUCUCACCCUCGCAGCCCCGCCCGUCUCCCCCGUGUCUUACCCUCACAGCCCCGCCCGUCUCCCCCGUGUCUCACCCUCACAGCCCCGCCUGUCUCCCCCGUGUCUCACCCUCACAGCCUGCCCGUCUCCCCGUGUCUCACCCUCGCAGCCCGCCCGUCUCCCCGUGUCUCACCCUCGCGGCCCCGCCCGUCUCCCCCGUGUCUCACCCUCGCAGCCCCGCCGUCUCCCCCGUGUCUCACCCUCACAGCCCCGCCCGUCUCCCCCGUGUCUCACCCUCACAGCCCCGCCUGUCUCCCCCGUGUCUCACCCUCACAGCCCCGCCUGUCUCCCCCGUGUCUCACCCUCACAGCCCCGCCUGUCUCCCCCGUGUCUCACCCUCACAGCCCCGCCCGUCUCCCCCGUGUCUCACCCUCGCAGCCCCGCCCGUCUCCCCCGUGUCUCACCCUCACAGCCCCGCCCGUCUCCCCCGUGUCUCACCCUCACAGCCCCGCCUGUCUCCCCCGUGUCUCACCCUCACAGCCCCGCCUGUCUCCCCCGUGUCUCACCCUCACAGCCCGCCUGUCCUCCCCCGUGUCUCACCCUCACAGCCCGCCCGUCUCCCCGUGUCUCUCCCUCGCAGCCCCGCCCGUCUCCCCCGUGUCUCACCCUUGCAGCCCCGCCCGUCUCCCCCGUGUCUCACCCUCGCAGCCCCGCCCGUCUCCCCCGUGUCUCACCCUCACAGCCCCGCCCGUCUCCCCCGUGUCUCACCCUCACAGCCCCGCCUGUCUCCCCCGUGUCUCACCCUCACAGCCCGCCUGUCUCCCCCGUGUCUCACCCUCACAGCCUGCCCGUCUCCCCGUGUCUCACCUCGCAGCCCGCCGUCUCCCUGUGUCUCACCCUCGCAGCCCCGCCCGUCUCCCCCGUGUCUCACCCUCGCAGCCCCGCCCGUCUCCCCCGUGUCUCACCCUCACAGCCCCGCCCUGUCUCCCCCGUGUCUCACCCUCACAGCCCCGCCUGUCUCCCCCGUGUCUCACCCUCACAGCCCCGCCUGUCUCCCCCGUGUCUCACCCUCACAGCCCUGCCCGUCUCCCCGUGUCUCACCCUCGCAGCCCCGCCCGUCUCCCCCGUGUCUCACCCUCGCAGCCCCGCCCGUCUCCCCCGUGUCUCACCCUCGCAGCCCCGCCCGUCUCCCCCGUGUCUCACCCUCACAGCCCCGCCCGUCUCCCCGUGUCUCACCCUCACAGCCCCGCCUGUCUCCCCCGUGUCUCACCCUCACAGCCCCGCCUGUCUCCCCCGUGUCUCACCCUCACAGCCUGCCCGUCUCCCCGUGUCUCACCCUCACAGCCCCGCCCGUCUCCCCCGUGUCUCACCCUCACAGCCCCGCCCGUCUCCCCCGUGUCUCACCCUCGCAGCCCCGCCCGUCUCCCCCGUGUCUCACCCUCGCAGCCCCGCCCGUCUCCCCCGUGUCUCACCCUCACAGCCCCGCCCGUCUCCCCCGUGUCUCACCCUCACAGCCCCGCCCGUCUCCCCCGUGUCUCACCCUCACAGCCCCGCCCGUCUCCCCCGUGUCUCACCCUCACAGCCCGCCCGUCUCCCCGUGUCUCACCCUCGCAGCCCCGCCCGUCUCCCCCGUGUCUCACCCUCACAGCCCCGCCCGUCUCCCCCGUGUCUCACCCUCGCAGCCCCGCCCGUCUCCCCCGUGUCUCACCCUCACAGCCCCGCCUGUCUCCCCCGUGUCUCACCCUCACAGCCCCGCCCGUCUCCCCCGUGUCUCACCCUCACAGCCCCGCCCGUCUCCCCGUGUCUCACCCUGCAGCCCGCCCGUCUCCCCGUGUCUCACCCUCACAGCCCCGCCCGUCUCCCCCGUGUCUCACCCUCACAGCCCCGCCUGUCUCCCCCGUGUCUCACCCUCACAGCCCGCCCGUCUCCCCGUGUCUCACCCUCGCAGCCCCGCCCGUCUCCCCGUGUCUCACCCUCGCAGCCCCGCCCGUCGUCUCCCCGUGUCUCACCCUCGCAGCCCCGCCCGUCUCCCCCGUGUCUCACCCUUGCAGCCCCGCCCGUCUCCCCCGUGUCUCACCCUCACAGCCCCGCCCGUCUCCCCCGUGUCUCACCCUCACAGCCCCGCCCGUCUCCCCGUGUCUCACCCUCACAGCCCUGCCCGUCUCCCCCGUGUCUCACCCUCACAGCCCGCCCGUCUCCCCCGUGUCUCACCCUCGCAGCCCCGCCCGUCUCCCCCGUGUCUCACCCUCGCAGCCCCGCCCGUCUCCCCCGUGUCUCACCCUCGCAGCCCCGCCCGUCUCCCCCGUGUCUCACCCUCACAGCCCCGCCCGUCUCCCCGUGUCUCACCCUCACAGCCCCGCCUGUCUCCCCCGUGUCUCACCCUCACAGCCCCGCCCGUCUCCCCCGUGUCUCACCCUCACAGCCCCGCCCGUCUCCCCCGUGUCUCACCCUCACAGCCCCGCCCGUCUCCCCCGUGUCUCACCCUCACAGCCCCGCCCGUCUCCCCCGUGUCUCACCCUCGCAGCCCGCCCGUCUCCCCGUGUCUCACCCUCGCAGCCCCCCCGUCUCCGUGUUCCCCUCCAGCCCGCCGUCCCCCGUGUCUCACCCUCGCAGCCCCGCCCGUCUCCCCCGUGUCUCACCCUCGCAGCCCCGCCCGUCUCCCCCGUGUCUCACCCUCGCAGCCCCGCCCGUCUCCCCCGUGUCUCACCCUCACAGCCCCGCCCGUCUCCCCCGUGUCUCACCCUCACAGCCCCGCCCGUCUCCCCCGUGUCUCACCCUCACAGCCCCGCCCGUCUCCCCCGUGUCUCACCCUGCAGCCCGCCCGUCUCCCCCGUGUCUCACCCUCACAGCCCCGCCCGUCUCCCCCGUGUCUCACCCUCACAGCCCCGCCCGUCUCCCCCGUGUCUCACCCUCACAGCCCCGCCCGUCUCCCCCGUGUCUCACCCUCACAGCCCCGCCCGUCUCCCCCGUGUCUCACCCUCACAGCCCCGCCCGUCUCCCCCGUGUCUCACCCUCGCAGCCCCGCCCGUCUCCCCCGUGUCUCACCCUCACAGCCCCGCCCGUCUCCCCCGUGUCUCACCCUCGCAGCCCCGCCCGUCUCCCCCGUGUCUCACCCUCACAGCCCCGCCCGUCUCCCCCGUGUCUCACCCUCACAGCCCGCCCGUCUCCCCCGUGUCUCACCCUCACAGCCCCGCCGUCUCCCCCGUGUCUCACCCUCACACCCCUGCCCGCCCCCUCUCCCCCGUGUCUCACCCUCGCAGCCCCGCCCGUCUCCCCCGUGUCUCACCCUGCAGCCCCGCCCGUCUCCCCCGUGUCUCACCCUCGCAGCCCCGCCCGUCUCCCCCGUGUCUCACCCUCGCAGCCCCGCCCGUCUCCCCCGUGUCUCACCCUCGCAGCCCCGCCCGUCUCCCCCGUGUCUUCACCCUCACAGCCCCGCCCCGUCUCCCCCGUGUCUCACCCUCACAGCCCCGCCUGUCUCCCCGUGUCUCACCCUCACAGCCUGCCCGUCUCCCCGUGUCUCACCCUCGCAGCCCCGCCCGUCUCCCGUGUCUCACCCUCGCAGCCCCGCCCGUCUCCCCCGUGUCUCACCCUCGCAGCCCCGCCCGUCUCCCCCGUGUCUCACCCUCACAGCCCCGCCCGUCUCCCCCGUGUCUCACCCUCACAGCCCCGCCUGUCUCCCCCGUGUCUCACCCUCACAGCCCCGCCUGUCUCCCCCGUGUCUCACCCUCACAGCCCCGCCGUCUCCCCCGUGUCUCACCCUCACAGCCCCGCCCGUCUCCCCCGUGUCUCACCCUCACAGCCCCGCCCGUCUCCCCCGUGUCUCACCCUCGCAGCCCCGCCCGUCUCCCCCGUGUCUCACCCUCACAGCCCCGCCCGUCUCCCCCGUGUCUCACCCUCACAGCCCCGCCUGUCUCCCCCGUGUCUCACCCUCACAGCCCCGCCGUCUCCCCCGUGUCUCACCCUCACAGCCCGCCCGUCUCCCCGUGUCUCACCCUCCCCCGCCCGUCUCCCCGUGUCUCACCCUCGCAGCCCCGCCCGUCUCCCCCGUGUCUCACCCUUCAGCCCCGCCCGUCUCCCCCGUGUCUCACCCUCGCAGCCCGCCCGUCUCCCCGUGUCUCACCCUCACAGCCCCGCCCGUCUCCCCCGUGUCUCACCCUCACAGCCCCGCCCGUCUCCCCCGUGUCUCACCCUCACAGCCCCGCCUGUCUCCCCCGUGUCUCACCCUCACAGCCCCGCCGUCUCCCCCGUGUCUCACCCUCGCAGCCCGCCCGUCUCCCCGUGUCUCACCCUCGCAGCCCCGCCCGUCUCCCCCGUGUCUCACCCUCGCAGCCCCGCCCGUCUCCCCCGUGUCUCACCCUCACAGCCCCGCCCGUCUCCCCCGUGUCUCACCCUCACAGCCCCGCCCGUCUCCCCCGUGUCUCACCCUCACAGCCCCGCCUGUCUCCCCCGUGUCUCACCCUCACAGCCUGCCCGUCUCCCCGUGUCUCACCCUCGCAGCCCCGCCCGUCUCCCCCGUGUCUCACCCUCACAGCCCCGCCCGUCUCCCCCGUGUCUCACCCUCGCAGCCCCGCCCGUCUCCCCCGUGUCUCACCCUCACAGCCCCGCCCGUCUCCCCGUGUCUCACCCUUGCAGCCCCGGUCUCACCCUUGCAGCCCCGCCCGUCUCCCCCGUGUCUCACCCUCGCAGCCCCGCCCGUCUCCCUUGUAUCCAGGUUUGCAGAUGCAGUUGA
Molecule: messenger RNA, 7248 nt
Organism: Knipowitschia caucasica
Lineage: Eukaryota; Metazoa; Chordata; Actinopteri; Gobiiformes; Gobiidae
Source: the annotation of a GenBank genome assembly